This is a messenger RNA of Mugil cephalus (flathead mullet), 2955 nucleotides long. It is a transcript of the gene slc37a3, whose product is annotated as solute carrier family 37 member 3. Gene Ontology annotation, molecular function: transmembrane transporter activity. Lineage: Eukaryota; Metazoa; Chordata; Actinopteri; Mugiliformes; Mugilidae. Gene Ontology annotation, cellular component: endoplasmic reticulum membrane. Bases 287 to 1795 code for a protein of 502 amino acids. Gene Ontology annotation, biological process: transmembrane transport. The record is from RefSeq and is a predicted model, not a curated record. The transcript is spliced from 14 exons.
GCAGCAGCGCGCCGCUUUGGGCUGUGGGCAGUGACGCCAUGACGCCUGGGGUGACACAGGACUCCACAGUAAACAGACGGUCCCCGCACAGAUUACAAGGUAGCUAAAAGAGAGCCUGGGCUGAGAGGCACAGUUUGCAGGUUUGUUCCCUUAGUGAUGUGUUUUUCCCCGUCUGGUGUAGUGCAAGAUCCUAGCUGAACCCUGCUCCUUAUCCUCGAAGUCCUCCAGCAGCACCUCCUCCUCCCUCAUCCUCCACCUCCUCUUCCUCCCUCUGGCCACUCCUGUGAUGCCUCCCUCGUGCUGUGGCUGCCUGUCACAGUACACCCAUCAUCACCUGGUUGUCUUCCUCCUCACGUUCUUUAGCUAUGUGUUGCUGCAUGCAUCCAGGAAGACGUUCAGCAAUGUGAAAGUGAGCAUCUCAGCCCAGUGGACGCCGUCCAUCCAGAAUGACAGCGCAGCAGCGUUCUCCCCUGGCCAGACGUGGGAGGACAAUCGUCUGUUUGCAGAUGAAAAGCAGGCCACUCUGUUUUUGGGAGCUCUGGACUCCAUCUUCCUCUUCUCGUAUGCAGUGGGUCUGUAUUUAAGCGGCGUCAUCGGGGACCGAGUGAACCUGCGCUACGUGCUCUGCUUCGGCCUGUGCGGCUCUGCUGCGGUGGAGUUUGUGUUCGGGACUCUGACCGAAUGGCUCCAGAUCUACAACGUCUACCUGUACUGUGGCCUCUGGGUGCUGAACGGCCUGCUGCAGUCGGCCGUCUGGCCCUGCGUGGUGGCCGUCAUGGGCAACUGGUUCGGCAAGUCGGGGCGCGGCUUCGUGUUUGGCCUUUGGAGCGCCUGUGCCUCCGUGGGCAACAUCCUCGGUGCCUUCCUGGCUUCUAGCGUGCUCAAGUACGGCUAUGAGUAUGCCUUCCUGGUCACCUCUGUUGUGCAGUUUGCUGGCGGGGUCGUGGUGUUCUUUGGUCUUCUUACUUCCCCAAAAGAAGUUGGUUUGAGCUUGGACUCAGGGACGGGACUCGGCCCAGUGGAGACGGACACAGACAGCCACAAGCCUCUGAUGAGCGACGAGGAGGACGAGGUGGAGGUGGAGGGGUACGGGCGACACCGGUCGGUUCAGGAGCCGGACGAAUCUCCCGUCGAUUCUUCUCCCCAAGCCAUCGGCUUUUUCCAGGCUUUCUGCCUGCCCGGAGUGCUCCCGUACUCCUUGGCUUACGCUUGUCUGAAGCUGGUCAACUACUCCUUCUUCUUCUGGCUUCCUUUCUACUUGAGCAACAACUACGGGUGGAAGGAGGCCCAGGCCGACCGGCUGUCUGUGUGGUACGACGUCGGAGGAAUCAUCGGAGGAACAGUUCAGGGUCUGAUCUCUGACUUAAUGGGGAAGAGGGCCCCUGUGUUAGUAUUCAGUCUGCUGAUGGCAAUGGGUGCCCUGGUGGGUUACAGCCGAUCACCCAACGACCAGGUGAUAAACGCAGCCCUGUUGGCUGUCACCGGCUUCUUCAUCGGGGGUCCGUCCAACAUGAUCAGCUCUGCCAUAUCCGCCGACCUGGGGAGGCAGGACGCUCUGAGGGGCAGUCAGGAGGCUCUGGCCACUGUCACCGGUAUCGUGGACGGAACAGGAAGUAUAGGAGCUGCUGGAGGACAGUACCUGGUGUCUCUGAUUGAGAGCAAGCUGGGCUGGAUGAGCGUCUUCUACUUUUUCGUUGUCAUGACUGGAGGCUCCAUCUUGUUCAUCACUCCCUUGCUAAUCAAAGAGCUGCGUGCCAUGUGGAGGGACAGACAAGCACUGCGACGUCAGCUGUGAGAGCCGCAACAUCUGCCGGCCGUAACAUUUCUGCAAUACUUGUCACAGCAGGUUUGGUCAGAUUCAGCUCCGUAGGUGAGUUUCAGGACGUAGAAAGAUUUGGCUUGGAUCUCUCCCACAGCCGAGACUGUUAAAGUCCUUAAACGUUCACUUACACUCAUUUUAAAGCAAAUGGUUGGAUGUCGCUGAAGUACCGCGGUGUAAAAAAAAAAAAAACGUUUUAAAAUCGGUCCACCGGAUCAGUCUGUGAAAUUAGGACCUUUGCAAGGCUAUCACAGAACACACUAAUGUACAUAUUUUAAGUUUUAAAUUGUUGUAGAUACUUUUAAAUAUGGAUGUACUUGAGACAAUAAGACUGAAUUAUAUACGAGGAGCUGAAGAUCAAGCCCUUGGAGACAAUUUGAGGGUCAGAAUCACCUAAAGAAUGUGAAUACUGAUUGUAGUGUAUAAAUCCAAAGUUAGCCAUUGUAAAUAUGUAUGAUAUUUUUAAAUAUUGCACUCCAGAUAAUUAGGCAAAAUCUGAAAAGCCCAUUUUAAACCACUUAAAAUUUAGCUUUUCCUGACCUUGCAGCCACUUGAUUUGUUGUUUUGUACAGUUUUUAUUCGUAAUCGGGUUUAAGAUACUGUAAAGCCUGUUCAGGAUGGGACUGGUUCUCAAGGUUGUCUGUAUGAAUCGCUCUGUGACUCGCUCGUCAUUCCCUGUUCAUGUUUACAUGUUGCGUUUUAGUGUCUUAAUGCACUGUCAAUCCACACACUUGCAGAAAACUGUGCGCUCAUAUCUUAAACUUACUCUUUAAUAACUGUAAAAACUGCACAGUUGAAUCUUCAGGAGACUUUUUCUUGUUUUUUUUUUUUGGAGGACGUGACUAGAAAUUUUGUUUUUAUUUCGUAUUUUAUUGCCUUACUGGUUAUUUAUAUCUUCCUCGGUAAGACUAGAAUCGGUGAUUUACUUUGCACUACUCCUGUGUCGAUAACCCAAACAUCUUGUCAAGUUUAGGAAUAAUGAUUUUACCAUCAAUGCGAGACCUUCGCUGUCUGCGGAAGCCGAGCAGAUGUAGUAGAAUGUAUAUGGAAAUGUAUGUAGAAUGUGGUGUAUUUUUAAAUUUGUUUUUAUUUAUGUGUCAAUUUUUCCUUUAAAUAAAUGCAAAUUACACUUUGCA